Molecule: messenger RNA, 3698 nt
Organism: Odocoileus virginianus texanus
Lineage: Eukaryota; Metazoa; Chordata; Mammalia; Artiodactyla; Cervidae
Gene: B4GALNT2
Product: beta-1,4-N-acetyl-galactosaminyltransferase 2 (SID blood group)
Biological process (GO): UDP-N-acetylgalactosamine metabolic process; UDP-N-acetylglucosamine metabolic process
Cellular component (GO): Golgi membrane
Molecular function (GO): acetylgalactosaminyltransferase activity
Source: RefSeq, a predicted model, not a curated record
GCUCGCGGACGACUGGAUGGCUACCGUUUCAACAGGGCGGAAAGUGAGAGGCCGCGGGUCGUAGGGAGGCUAGAGACGGCCGCGGGGAUUUUAUUCUUUCUGGUGGAGAGGGAGCUCCGUUUACCCACCGAGAAGAAGUGUCACAGAGAUUGGGAGAGACGCGAUGCAAGGAUGGGCUCCGGCAGCCAGAGGCAGCUCUAGAUGUCUGUGGCUCCUCAAGAUGUCGGUCCUAUUCUUGGCCCUGGGCAUUGUGUUAUUUAUGUUCAGAAGUGUGUACUUGUAUCCAGAAUCCAGCAGCAGCAAGGCACCACUCCCUCAGCCUAGUCUGGCUGCCGGAAUGCUGAAGCUUCUCCCUGAGGAACAUGUCGAGAGCCUCUUUACCCACGAUGGAAUCUGGCUCUUCCCGAAAAACCAGUGCAAAUGCGAAGCCUGGAAACAUCAGGAAAGCUAUAACUUUGAGAAUGCCUAUGGCCAGACUGACCUCCCUGCGGUGAAAAUGAGGAGACAAGCUGAAUUUGAACACUUUCAGAGGAGAGAAGGGCUGCCUCGCCCACCACCCUUGCUGGCUCAGGCCAACCUCCCCUUUGGGUACCCGGUCCACGGGGUGGAGGUGAUGCCCCUGCACACAAUUCCCAUCCCAGGUCUCCAGUUUGAAGGACCAGACGCUCCCAUCUAUAAGGUCACCCUGAAAGCUUCUCUGGGGACACUGAACACCCUCGCUGACACCCCAGACAAUGUGGUGCAGGGCAGAGGCCAGAAGCAGCUGACCAUUUUGACCAGUAGCCGGAAGGUUUUGAAUUUCAUCCUCCAGCACGUGACAUAUACCAGCACAGAGUACCAGCACCAUAGGGUGGAUGUGGUGAGUCUGGAGUCCAACUCCUCAGUGGCCAAGUUUCCAGUGACCAUCCGCUUUCCUGUUAUGCCCAAGUUAUAUGACCCUGGACCAGAGAGGAAACUCAGAAACCUGGUAUCCAUUGCCACCAAAACUUUCCUCCGUCCCCACAAGCUCAUGACCAUGCUCCAGAGCAUUCGUGAGUAUUACCCAGACUUGACCGUGAUUGUGGCUGAUGACAGCAAGGAGCCCCUGAAAAUUAAUGACAGCCAUGUGGAGUAUUACACCAUGCCCUACGGCAAGGGUUGGUUUGCUGGUAGGAACCUGGCCAUAUCUCAGGUCACCACCAAAUACGUUCUCUGGGUGGACGACGACUUUCUCUUCAGUGACAAGACCAAGAUUGAGGUGCUGGUGGAUGUCCUAGAGAAGACCGAACUGGAUGUGGUAGGUGGCAGCGUGCUUGGAAACACGUUCCAGUUUAAGCUGUUCCUGGAGCACAGUAAGAACGGGGACUGUCUCCAUCGGCGGACAGGAUUUUUCCGGCCCCUGGACGGCUUCCCCAACUGCGUGGUGACCAGCGGCGUGGUUAACUUCUUCCUGGCCCACACAGAGCGGCUCCAAAGAGUUGGCUUUGACCCCCGCCUGCAGCGAGUGGCUCACUCAGAGUUCUUUAUUGAUGGGCUCGGGAGCCUACUCGUGGGGUCCUGCCCAGAUGUGAUUAUAGGUCACCAGCCCCAUUCUCCAGUGGAGGACCCAGACCUGGCAGCUCUGGAGAAGACCUACAGCAUAUACCGGGCCAACACCAAUAAUGAGAUCCAGUUCAAGCUAGCUCUCCACUACUUCAAGAACCGUCUCCAAUGUGCCACAUAAAGAUUCCUGGGCACUGGCAAAGUGCUAUGUCAACCAGUUGCAAGUAUCUAAAACAGAGGAAUUGGAGAAUGAGCUACAAAAAAUGUGAACUCCCGAUAAGAUGAAUAGGGUAGAUGGGUCUGGCUAAGUUACUGUAGGUCAUUAGAAAUGGACCAAUCACAGAUCAAGGUACUGGAGAUUGUAUUAAUAAUAAUUAUUAUUGAUCACCAUUUGUGAAUCACUUGUACACACCUGAUGCGAAGACCUGACUCAUUUGAAAAAACCCUAAUGUUGGGAAAGAUUGAAGGCAGGAGGAGAAGGGGACAACAGAGGAUGAGAUGGUUAGAUGGCAUCACCGACUCAAUGGACAUGAGUUUGGGUAAACUCUGGGAGUUGGUGAUGGACAGGGAGGCCUGGCGGUUCCUGGGGUAGCAAAGAGUCGGACAUGACUGAGCGACUGAACUGGACUGAACUGAACUGUGCAUAUAGUGGUGGUGGUGGUGGUGGUUUAGGCACUAAAUCGUGUCCAACUCUUGGCUCACAUCAUCGCAUGCAAAAGAGCACAUGAUGGGCUGGUAUCCUUGAUCAAAAGGAUUGGUAUCCUUCUGGGUCCUUGAGGGUUAUUUGGUGGGUAUUACAUCACAGAUCAUCUCCAGCAUCAACUGGCAUCCACAAAUUUUUAUUUGGUCCUACUUCAUGGACUCAAAUAAUGUGAAUAACCCAGAGUCCUUAACCUUGAAGAAGUGGCAGCCUGGUUCAUUUCAUUCCAUUAGUAGCAUUCGGCAGCCAGGCUCAGAGGAUCAGAGGAGGGAGAACUCACAAGGGCAGGUGAGGAGGGCUCGUUGGAGUCAGCUUACCUGGAGUCCAGCACAUGGAUGGGAUGCAGGAAGGUGAAGGGUAGAAAUCACUGGGGUAGUCCACUCACUCCUGGAAUAAAGCUUUCCCUGGCAUCAGAUACCUACCAUAAAGACACAUUCCAGAAUGCCUGGGAUUGAACUUGGACCUUGUGCUGAGUUACUUUGUAAGCACAGUGGCCAAGCCACUAAAUUCCAGGGCCUUAAGAUCGGUUGCUUACUACUCAAGAUUGACGUCAUCUGCAGAAUGGAGCCAUCAUGACGACGCGGGUUUUCUCUGUUAUCUUGGGAGUCAGUGGAUUCUCCCACUGCUGCACUGCUUUUUUCUACUCUUUGCUACUGAUGACAGCCACAGUAGCUCAAAAUCUCUGAAAAAUGUGUGAGAUAUUAAUUCAUGAAAAAUGUUUUGGUAUUAUUAAAUUAUUUAAAAUAAUUUAAAAAAAUACUGCAUGCUCUAUCUCUUUGACAGCCACAAUUCCUAUUAGUAUAUUCAAGGCUCUGAGAAGUCCUGCUGUGAAGAAAUUGGCUUAACUUCAAUUCAGCAUUUCUCAGAUAUGGAUACAGACUGGCUAUCAUUUUUUUGUUCUCCAAACACGAAUAAGGCACAUACCUCAUUCCAUUGUAUAUGUCAUAAUGAUUCUGUUGCAAAACUUUUGUAACUUUUAACUAAUGUGCAUAACCAUUUAGUACAAUAGUAUAUGUAUUUUAUGUAUAAUACCAUAGCUAUAAAGGGAGACGAUGUUGGCUUGCUCCAUUCAGUACUGUCCUUAGACCCAGGCAAGAUGAGACCCUACCUAUGCUUUAGAGAACUCUGCAUAUCACAGACACGUGUAUUUAUUUUAAAAACCAAACAAACUCACAGAAGAAGAGAUCACAUUUGUGGUUACCAGAGGCAGGUGGUGGAGGAAGGGAAGAUUGGAUGAAGGUGGUCAGAAGAUAUAGACUUCCAGUUAUAAGAUAAAUAAGUUAAGUACGAGAGCUGUAGUGUACAGCAUGAUAAAUAUAAGUAAUGCUACUGUGUGUUAUAUAUGAAAAUGGUUAAGAGAGUAAAUCCUAAGAGUUCUCAUCACAGGAAAAAAUAUUAUUUUUCUAUUUCUUUAAUUUUGUAUCUAUAUGAGAUGGUAGAUAUUCACUAAACUUAUGGUGAUAAUCACUUUAUGAUA